AUGCCCAUCAGCAGGAGUCAAACAUGCACUAUUAUUGAUGGAAUGGCAGCUGUUCAGUCCUUCGCCAACUCUUCAGGAGCAAAAACCUUUGGUGAGUGGAGUGACUGAUUUCUUCGUCAUGUCACUUACCAUUUUUCGGACAGUUGUACAAGGGUUGACGUGCUAUUUGACAGAUAUGUCAAGAACUCGAUAAAAGGAGGAACCAGGGACAAGCGCAAGGAGAAAAAGAGCACAGGGAUUAGGCGCAAUGUGGAUAACAGAGAUCAGAGAAUUGGAAACUGGGAAAGGUUCAUCAUUCUAGAAGAUAACAAGGCUAGCCUAGCUCAUUUCCUCUCUACUGAAAUCUCGGAGAGUUACAGCGCACCUCCUGGGCGAGAGCUGGUGAUCAAUGGAGGCUUCAAGGAGACACUGAAGGUGUGGUCAUCUGACACAUCACGACAAGAUGUAAGAGAGCUCACAUCAGAUCAUGAGGAGGCAGAUACUAGAAUAGUACUGCAUGCCCAAGACGCAGCAGCAAGAGGGUACAAGCAAGUCAACAUUUUGUGUCGUGAUACGGAUGUUCUUGUCCUCCUUUUGGCACACCGAGAGCACCUUUGUCAAGAGAUAUGGAUGUUUGCGGGUACAUCAAGACAAAGGUGUUACAUACCUGUUCACAGAAUCCCGCUCUCCGAGGAGAAGAGGAAGUCGCUUCUGGCAUUUCAUGCAAUUACUGGCUGUGAUAAGACAAGCUAG
Pocillopora meandrina is the source of this 732-nucleotide messenger RNA. Lineage: Eukaryota; Metazoa; Cnidaria; Anthozoa; Scleractinia; Pocilloporidae. The record is from the annotation of a GenBank genome assembly.